CUUCUACCUCCGUGCAACCUCUGUGUUUUCUGUGGCUUCUUCGCCUCUGUAUCCUGUGACUGCAGUGGCAAUCAUGGACAGGAAUGUCACCAGUGACACCGUGGAAGUGCUACCCCAGCACAAGUUCGACGUCAGGUCCCUGGAGACCUACCUGAACCAGCAUUUGCCUGGCUUUGGGGCAGUUCCCCGGGCUGUGCUGACCGUAACUCAAUACAGAUCUGGACAGUCCAAUCCAACCUUUUUCCUCCAGAAAGGAUCUCAAGCCUAUGUUCUGAGGAAGAAACCACCGGGCUCUCUUCUUCCCAAGGCACAUAAGAUUGAUAGAGAAUUCAAAGUUCAGAAAGCCUUGUCUGCCAUUGGAUUCCCUGUCCCCAAGCCUCUACUGUACUGCAGCAAUGCUGCUGUCAUCGGAACGGAAUUUUAUGUGAUGGAGCAUGUACAGGGUCGCAUCUUUCGUGACUUUUCAAUCCCUGGAGUUAGCCCAGCAGAACGUGCAGCUAUAUAUGUGUCUGCAAUAGAAACCUUAGCGUGGCUACAUUCACUGAACGUAAAGUCACUGCAGCUAGAUGGAUAUGGCAUUGGAGUCGGGUACUGCAAAAGACAGGUAUCCACCUGGACAAAGCAAUACCUGGCUUCGGCCCAUCAGGACAUCCCUGCCAUGGACCGACUCUCCAAGUGGCUAAUGGAGAACUUGCCAGAUAAUGACAACGAGGAGUGCCUGAUUCAUGGAGACUUCAAGCUGGAUAACAUAGUUUUCCACCCCAAAGAGAGUCGGGUUAUAGCGGUGCUGGACUGGGAGCUUUCGACCUUCGGCCACCCUUUGUCCGACUUGGCCCAUCUGUCCUUGUUUUACUUUUGGCCUAGGACACUGCCCAUGAUAAAUGGAGGCUCUCACAUUCAAGAGAACACAGGAAUACCAUUGAUGGAAGAGCUGAUUUCGAUAUAUUGCCGUCGCAGGGGAAUUGACCCUGAUCUUCCUAACUGGAAUUUCUUUAUGGCCCUUUCUUUUUUUAAGUUGGCUGGGAUAGCACAGGGAGUCUAUAGUAGAUACCUCUUGGGAAACAACUCAUCUGAGGACAGCUUUCUGACUGCCAAUACUGUGCAGCCCCUGGCGGAAACUGGAAUUCAGCUCUCAAAAAGAGCUUUCAGAACUGUACUGCCACAGGUUGACCCUAAAAACCAGUUGUUUGCACAGACCAGGAGAGGCCAGGAAGUUCUUGCUAAAGUGAAGCAGUUCAUGAGACAGCACAUCUUUCCUGCUGAAAAGGAAGUAGCAGAAUACUAUGCUCAAAACGAAAACUCAGUGGAAAAGUGGAAACACCCCUUAGUGAUUGAAAAACUAAAGGAAAUGGCCAAGGCAGAAGGCCUGUGGAAUAUGUUCUUGCCAGCUGUGAGUGGUCUCAGCCAGCUGGACUAUGCCUUGAUUGCCGAAGAGACCGGAAAAUGUUUUUUUGCUCCAGAUGUUUUUAACUGCCAAGCACCAGACACGGGCAACAUGGAGGUAUUGCACAUGUAUGGCAGCGAACAACAGAAGCAGCAGUGGCUAGAGCCCCUCCUUCGUGGGGACAUCACCUCUUCAUUCUGUAUGACAGAGCCCAAUGUCUCAUCAAGCGAUGCCACAAACAUGGAGUGCAGCAUCCAGCGAGAUGGAGAUAGCUAUAUAGUUAAUGGCAAGAAGUGGUGGAGCAGCGGAGCUGGGAACCCCAAGUGUAAAAUUGCAAUUGUUUUGGGAAGAACAGAAGCUGCUUCUCUAUCCAGACACAAACAGCACAGCAUGAUUCUUGUUCCAAUGGACACACCUGGAGUAGAGAUGAUAAGGCCUCUGUCCGUGUUUGGCUACAUGGAUAAUAUACAUGGUGGGCACUGGGAGAUCCAUUUUAAUCAUGUGCGAGUUCCUGCUACCAAUUUAAUACUGGGUGAAGGCAGGGGGUUUGAAAUUUCCCAAGGCCGCCUUGGACCUGGAAGAAUCCACCACUGCAUGAGAUCCGUGGGUCUGGCAGAGCGCAUCCUGCAGAUCAUGUGUGAGCGGGCAAUGCAGAGGGAGGCCUUCAAGAAGAAGUUGUACGAACAUGAGGUUGUGGCCCACUGGAUCGCUGAAAGCCGCAUAGCCAUUGAGGAGAUCCGCUUGCUCACCCUGAAAGCAGCACACAGCAUAGAUACCUUGGGCAGUGCUGCCGCCAGGAAGGAGAUUGCAAUGAUCAAAGUGGCUGCCCCAAAAGCCGUCUGCAAAAUAGCUGAUCGGGCCAUCCAGGUGCACGGAGGGGCAGGCGUUUCCCAGGAUUUCCCUCUGGCUAACAUGUAUGCGAUAAUACGCACCCUGCGCCUAGCAGAUGGACCUGACGAAGUCCACCUCUCUUCAGUUGCCAAAAUGGAGCUUCAGGAGCAGGCCAAACAGCUGAUGGCCAGAAUGUGAGGGAGCAGCCCUGACCGGUCCCACGGCUGCAGAGGCUUGAGCACUCUUAAUCAGCUCCAAAACUUAGCUCUUCCAUUUCUGCAGUAGUUUGAGUACAUGGCUAAUUCUUCACCUGUGGGUAAAGAUUUUAGCAUCUAUUUUGAUUAUUGAGUUUUGUGAUGUUAAGGAUCACACAGAUGUGAGGUAAUUAGGAAAUCCUAAGCUGUCAUCGUUGGGUCUAGUGUCUAAUGCUUUUAGCGUUUGCUCUACACACUUGUGGCCUGUGACUGUCUAGGUGGCGCUGGGAAUGGCAGAGCUAUUGCUCGGUCAUCAGCAUGAAGAGCUCUUUGCCUUGACUUCCAGGACCCAUGCCAUGCGAAUGGACACCCCAGGCCCCUUUCAUCCUG
Phodopus roborovskii (desert hamster) is the source of this 2799-nucleotide messenger RNA. It is a transcript of the gene Acad11, whose product is annotated as acyl-CoA dehydrogenase family member 11. Gene Ontology annotation, cellular component: mitochondrion. The record is from RefSeq and is a predicted model, not a curated record. The coding region runs from base 74 to 2413 and encodes 779 amino acids. Gene Ontology annotation, molecular function: flavin adenine dinucleotide binding; oxidoreductase activity, acting on the CH-CH group of donors. The transcript is spliced from 20 exons. NCBI's taxonomy places the organism in Eukaryota, Metazoa, Chordata, Mammalia, Rodentia, Cricetidae.